AUGAACAAAAAGAAAACAAGAGAGAGAGAGUCCCAAUCUCUCUCCUUAUCUCUUCUUCCGGUCUCAUAAACCCCCUCUCCGGAGUCCUCUUCCCCGUCGCCGUCCACCUCCGCCGCUUCUAGGGUUUAACCGCCCGCCGCCUCGGCCUCCGUAUCUUCCGGGGAAAGCGCGCGGUGAUGGCGGCGCCGAUACCCCGCGAGUGGACUGGGCUGCAGCAGUUCCCGGCGGCCACCCAGACCAGUCUGCACGAGCUCCUCGGCAAGCUCAAGGAGGAGAAUGUGAGCACAUUGACGAUUCUGGUGAUGGGGAAGGGCGGUGUGGGCAAGUCGUCCACUGUCAACUCCAUUGUCGGGGAGAGGGUCGCCAACGUCAGCGCCUUCCAGUCUGAGGGUCUGAGGCCGAUGAUGUGCUCCCGCACCAGGGCCGGAUUCACCUUGAACAUUAUUGAUACUCCUGGCCUCAUUGAAGGUGGAUACAUCAAUGAGCAGGCUGUUGAGAUCAUUAAGAGGUUUCUUCUGGAGAAGACCAUUGAUGUCCUCCUGUAUGUGGAUCGCCUGGAUACAUAUAGAAUGGAUACAUUGGAUGAACAAGUUAUAAGAGCCAUCACUACCUCAUUUGGAAAGGCUAUUUGGCGAAGAACAUUGGUUGUACUGACCCAUGCCCAACUCUCUCCACCUGAUGGAAUUGAAUAUAAUGAUUUCCUUAAAAGAAGAUCAGAUUCUCUGUUGAAGUACAUCCGUUCUGGUGCAGGAAUCGGCAAACGAGAAUCUGCGGAUUAUCCCUUGCCAUUAGCUUUGGUAGAGAACAGUGGAAGGUGCAAGACCAACGAGAAUGGCGCAAAGAUUCUUCCUGACGGAACUCCAUGGAUUCCAAACCUGAUGAAAGAAAUUACUAUUGUCGUCUCAAAUGGGAGCAAGUCCAUUCAUGUUGAUCAGAAAUUAAUCGAUGGUCCAAACCCCAACAAUCGCUGGAAGAAGUACAUACCCCUCAUCCUUGCGGUGCAGUACUUUUUUGUCGUAAAAGGAAUCCGAAGGGCGAUUCAUUCUGACAUUGCGAAUGGGAAGCUGGAUGACUGGGAGCAGCGUUACAGAGACUUGGUUGGAAGCGGUAACCCGGUAGACCUGAAAGUUUCGUCAUCCCGCAAUCCCAAGGCCUGAUCUGUCCAAUGAGGGUUGGAAGCGGUAACCCGGUAGACCUGAAAGUUUCGUCAUCCCGCAAUCCCAAGGCCUGAUCUGUCCAAUGAGAGUGAACGCCAGUCUCUUCAUGGUGGCCUGUUCGACUCUCCACCUUGCUGUUCGUUUUUGGGCUCCAGUUCCAGCGGUCUAUUUUGGAGGCUUUAUAGAGUUCUCUGGGACAACUUGAAUAAAGUUGCUAGUGUUUUAGGUGCUAAGUGUAUGUACCCCAUUUCAUUAUGCUCUCCCAAUUUUGCAAAUGUUAUUGAUUAAGCUUAGUUAUUUGGACUUCUUGUAUUGCUUUUACGUUCAGAGUUGAGUGUGGUUUGACUA
This is a messenger RNA of Lolium perenne, 1505 nucleotides long. Its product is annotated as translocase of chloroplast 34, chloroplastic. The record is from RefSeq and is a predicted model, not a curated record. Gene Ontology annotation, cellular component: chloroplast outer membrane. Gene Ontology annotation, biological process: intracellular protein transport. Gene Ontology annotation, molecular function: GTP binding; protein-transporting ATPase activity. Lineage: Eukaryota; Viridiplantae; Streptophyta; Magnoliopsida; Poales; Poaceae.